AUGGCAGCAACCAGCAGCGUGCCGCUUCAAGAAUGGCUCGUCAUAAUCCCGGAUUUUGCGGGCGCCUUGGACAAGCGGAUAUCAGUGCGACCAAAGCAUUUGGAGGGCUUGAAGAGCGAUAGGGACGAUUUGUGGUUAUGGGGUGGCGCUAUGCUCGAAGAGCCCAUCCAACCCGGCGACACGAAUCCCCCCAAGAUGAAGGGCUCGGCUAUGCUUAUCGGCGCGAAGACAAGAGAGGAAGUCGUAGAGCGGGUGAAGAAGGACGUCUAUGUCGAGAGUGGUGUGUGGGAUAUUAGCAAGAUUCAGAUUAUCCCGUUUAGGAGUGCGUUGAGGAAGGCACUUUAG
This is a messenger RNA of Cucurbitaria berberidis CBS 394.84, 345 nucleotides long. RefSeq lists its product as uncharacterized. The record is from RefSeq and is a predicted model, not a curated record. The transcript has 2 exons. Lineage: Eukaryota; Fungi; Ascomycota; Dothideomycetes; Pleosporales; Cucurbitariaceae. Bases 1 to 345 code for a protein of 114 amino acids.